Messenger RNA from Dothidotthia symphoricarpi CBS 119687, 3759 nucleotides. RefSeq lists its product as uncharacterized. The transcript has 3 exons. Gene Ontology annotation, molecular function: GTP 3',8'-cyclase activity; cyclic pyranopterin monophosphate synthase activity; 4 iron, 4 sulfur cluster binding. Gene Ontology annotation, biological process: Mo-molybdopterin cofactor biosynthetic process. The record is from RefSeq and is a predicted model, not a curated record. Bases 110 to 3652 code for a protein of 1180 amino acids. Lineage: Eukaryota; Fungi; Ascomycota; Dothideomycetes; Pleosporales; Dothidotthiaceae.
AAUGUGCAGUCACCCGCACGCACACGGCUGUUGUAUAUAGUGCUCCCAUGUCCACCCCUCCAGAUGCCGGACGAGGCUCUUGCACCUGUCCCUCUCCCCGAUGACGUCCAUGACGUCCAUGGUUAAGAUACGGCCGAGUGCGAAAGCGCUGCGGUCGACGGUGGCGCGUGGCGAAUGUGCAGUGAGGCAGUCACGACGCGCGCUGCCGUCGCGACGAGGCAUUGCGACAGACGCGGCGGUACGGGAACCCGGCGUCGAGCAGCUCCCUGGCGGCGUCCCUCCGGUGGUGUCGUCAGGCGACGGGCGGGGACGUAGAGAGGCCAUCAAGACGGCCAAGCCCUUCUCGGACUUUUUGACAGACACAUACCAGCGGCAGCACGACUAUCUGCGCAUCAGCAUCACGGAGCGGUGCAACCUGCGAUGCCUGUACUGCAUGCCCGAAGAGGGCAUUCCGCUGUCGCCGGCGGCCCACAUGCUCACGACGCCCGAGAUCUUCUAUCUGUCGUCGCUGUUUGUGUCGCAGGGCGUGACCAAGAUCCGGCUGACGGGCGGCGAGCCUACGAUCCGGCGCGACAUUGUGCCGCUGAUGCAGCAGAUUGGCAGCCUGCGCGCCCAAGGUCUGCGUGAACUCGCCCUCACGACCAACGGCAUCGCCCUGCACCGCAAGCUGGACGCCAUGGUCGAGGCGGGGCUCACGGGCGUCAACCUCAGCCUCGACACGCUCGACCCCUUCCAGUUCCAGAUCAUGACGCGCCGCAACGGCUUCGACGCCGUCGUCAAGUCCAUCGACCGCAUCCUCGAGAUGAACCGCCUCGGCGCCGGCGUCAAGCUCAAGGUCAACUGCGUCGUCAUGCGCGGCCUCAACGAGCGCGAGAUCAUCCCCUUCGUCGAGCUGGGUCGCGAGAAGGACAUCGAGGUGCGCUUCAUCGAGUACAUGCCCUUUGGCGGCAACAAGUGGAGCGAGGGCAAGAUGAUCAGCUUCCAGGAGAUGCUCGACGUCAUCCGCACAAAGUACCCCGCCCUCGCCCGCCUGCCCGGCCACAAGAACGACACGAGCAAGACGUACGCCGUGCCGGGCUUUGUCGGCAAGGUCGGCUUCAUCUCGAGCAUGACAAACGACUUCUGCGGCACGUGCAACCGCCUGCGCAUCACCAGCGACGGCAACCUCAAGGUGUGUCUGCAUGGCAACGACGAGGUCUCGCUGCGAGACCUGCUGCGCAAGGACAACGGCGGCGAGCCAAUCGACGAGCAAGCUUUCCAACGCAUCAAGCAGAUGGAGAUGGACCGACGCGACGGCCGACUAAGCGACAAGACAACCCUCGGCUGGGGUCCACGCGAGCGCGAGCUCCUGCAAGUCAUUGGCGGCGCCGUGAAGAGGAAAGCCGAGAAGCACGCCGACAUGGGCGAUCUGGCGAACAUGCAGAACAGACCCAUGAUACUAAUUGAUCGAAGAGCCCAGCCAGACACCCUUGGCCCGUACCCGCAUACUUCACGUUGCCGCAGGAGCAUUGCUCGGCCCAAGUCCAGUGUCCUACUGUCUUCGCGCCCAUUUCUCAAUCACCAUUCAGCAUUCGAAGGUGCCUCUGCUCGUGCUUUCUCGACAAGCCCGGUUAUCCGUACCCAAUCGCUCCCCGACGAAACAUCUCGGAGCGACAAUACCGCAGCUCCAUCUGCACAUGCCAACACACAACCGACGUCAAGUCGUCCAGAAACAGGCAACGCGAAGGCUUCUCAACCCCAGACCAGCUCCCAUCUAUCCCUCUCCCCCAGCCUUGAGGCCGUACGCGAAAAAUAUCAACUGACAGGCCAAGAGUGGGACCCUUAUUGGCUCAUGGUGCGCGGGUCAACGAGAGGAGGCGGCCGCACCGUAGUCAAGAAACUCGAUUUUAGAGCUCACGGGCUGCUACGCAAUAUACAAGAGAUAGCUGGGCGCAAGCAUCCGGUUCCUAGCCACAACGAGUUGAUGCGAGAAGCACGCCAUCUACGCGAGAAGGUGGUGGAGAGCGUGAGCCAGUACAGUACGAAGGCGAAUGUGAGAAAUGUCAUGGCUUUGAUGGGAGAGAUGAGGGCCAACCAUACAACAUCCCGACUAUACUCAAGUGAACAGGAGGAACAACUAAUAAAACUUCAUCAGGAAAAAGAGGACCUUGAGGGAAAAAAGCUGAAACUAAUGGAGCUUCUUGGCAACGAGGAAGAGGUGGACCCUUGGGCUCAAUCUCCUUCGAAGUUGGGAAAUCCUCAACAGCGUCGUGACGCUCUUCUCAAAAAGAGUACCGUUGUAAUACAACCCCUUGAAGCUUUCAAGGUCUCUAAGCCGGGUUAUACUCUUUACGAUCCUAAUGCCCAUAUCAACAAUCAUAGUGAAGAGACUCAAAUUUCACCGGAAUUGGAUGACACUCCGAAACAUAACACUGCCGUAAGAGCAACGCCAGUGGGCAUAUCCUACCGCCCAUUGAGCGAGAAUCUACGUCUCAGCGUACCGUCCUCCAAUACAAUCAAAGUCGAUGAUGAUCUCACCGUCAACUUCGAAGCAGACGUCCCCGAUUUGCAGCGUCAAAUUUUCCAGCUGCAAGAGCGUCUAAAAUCUGUAUACCCCCGAAUCGAUGCCCUUCCCUACGAUGUAUGGAGUUCGACCAAACACAAUACACUGCGCACAUGGCUCAAGAUCUUGAUAAGCAGGUGGCAGACGCGGUUUGAUGAUGCCAUGAAUGAAGGAGUGGUCGUCGAUGAGCAGGUCAAAAAAGUUCUCGAUGAUAUGGUGCGUAAUCACGACUUGAGUAACGCGGCGGCUGAAAGAAUGGCCAUGCGGUGGAACGAAGUGUUCAACCGCAGACAAGGCUCGUCAAGUCACGCGACGGAGGCAAUUGAUUGGGAAGAAUACGAAGCUGGAGGCCUGGGAUUCUUGAUGGAUGGGAAUGAAAUGGAGGUAGAUGAUGAAGUUGUGACGCGGGUGGAUGGGCGGAUCAGCUGGCGUUACACUUUGUUUGCUAAGCAGCAAAAGUCACGCAAACCCAAACAAUUCUACACUCUACCCCGGCACUACUCGACAUCCACACGCACAUCACCCGACCAUGAAAUGGUUACCAUACCCGGAAAAACGGCCUCACCCUCACCCUCCCCACCAACGCCUACGUUCCCCCACCUAACUCCCACGGGCUCUGCACACAUGGUUUCCGUCUCCUCCAAACCACACACAACCCGCACCGCUAUCGCAGUUGGCACAGUAUACUUCUCGAACCCGACCCCACUGUCUCUCAUCCGGAGCAACUCGCUCAAAAAAGGUGACGUGCUGAGCGUGUCUCGCAUUGCAGGUAUCAUGGCUGCAAAGAAAUGUCCAGAUCUGAUUCCCUUGUGCCAUCCAAUCGCUCUCACACACGUUGGUGUUGAGCUCCGUGCGUUUGCAUCAGAGGGGAAGGUUGGAAAUGACAUGGGUUGUGGUGGGGUGCAAGUAGAAGCAAAGGUUCAAUGCACAGGCCCCACGGGUGUCGAAAUGGAGGCUCUGACGAGUGUCAUGGGUACUACACUUAGCAUCGUGGAUAUGUGCAAGGCAGUAGACAAGUUCCAGACGAUCCAGGACGUGAGAGUUGUGUUGAAGGAGGGUGGGAAGAGCGGGGUUUGGAGAGAGGAAGGGUGGAAGAGUUGGCAGAGCUAGAAGAUCUGGAAGUCUGAAAAAGAGGAAGACAAUGUAAGAUAUGUGUUAGUGUAUCUAUGUACCAGCGUCGUAGUCUUGGUAGACAAGCUCAAUGGUAACUCCCGUCU